This is a messenger RNA of Malania oleifera, 1470 nucleotides long. Its product is annotated as probable E3 ubiquitin-protein ligase RHA4A. The transcript has 3 exons. The record is from RefSeq and is a predicted model, not a curated record. Gene Ontology annotation, biological process: protein ubiquitination. Bases 460 to 1164 code for a protein of 234 amino acids. NCBI's taxonomy places the organism in Eukaryota, Viridiplantae, Streptophyta, Magnoliopsida, Santalales, Ximeniaceae. Gene Ontology annotation, molecular function: transferase activity.
CCAUAAGAAAUAAAAGAAGUAAACUUUGGAUUUGAUGGUUUGCCCUCUGUUGUUUGUUUAGCUGCUCACCAAACCAAUCAUCCAACCUAAUAUCAACUCAGCAAUGCUGUGAUUAAUUAAUUGGUUUUCUUGGCAUUGAAAGAAUGCCACAUGAUGUUUGGGCCCAUGUCCAUGGAAAGAUGACAUAUGGACAUUGGUGCUUGUGUGGGGAGUCAUGUUUUAGUGGAGAGUCAUGGGCCUGUCCCAUCAAGAGAAAAAGGGAGACUAAAUAUUAUCAUGUAUUAAUUAUUGACAAAAGUUACAUCAUUAAUUUAUUCAGUAUCUUUUCAUAAAACCUAAGAUAAAUACCCACUCUGUUUCUCUCUGUUUUUCUUCAUUCAUGAACAUUUUUUUUUCCACAAUUGGUUCUUAGAGUGAAAAAUUUUCUUGUGGGUUUUGCAAUUCAGAGGUUGAAGAUUGAUGGGUUUUCCUCAGAAUCCUGCAAGCCCUCCUCACUUCUACCCUCAGGCACUGCAGCUGAAACUCUAUCAGGCCUUCAUAUUCUCAAUCCCAAUCCUUUUUUCCAUAAUUUUGUUCCUGCUGUUCUACUUGUUCUACCUCAAGAGAAGGACUUCUACUGCUAUCCCCUCCUCCCAAUUACCACCACAGACCCUCGUCACCUUGAACCAAGACAGCUCAUUUGUCCCUUUGCCUCGUGAGGUAGGCUUGAAGGGUGACCUCAAAGACAAACUCCCAAUUGUCUUAUUUGAUGAAGAUCUGAGGGCAAAGGACUCACAAUGCAGUGUGUGCUUGAAAGAAUUUGAGAUGAAGGAGGAGCUACACCAGCUGCCCUCAUGCAAGCAUGUGUUCCACAUUGACUGUAUCCAUCAUUGGCUCCACUCCAACUCCACUUGCCCCCUCUGCAGAUCUCUGGUCAUUCCCCACCCCACAACCAAACACGAGCAAAUUAGAGAACAAGAAGCAAUAGUUGAUCAUCAUCAAGUAAGAUCAUUGAGUUCUACCACUAAUUUUACUGGAAGUGAUGAACAGAACACUAUUCAAAUUGGUCACCAAGGAUCAAUAUCCAGUUUAAGGGAGAGUCCUGCAGGAAGAAUGGGGGAUGAAUUGGGUUGUCCGGAUCGAGAAUCAGUUGUUCUCCACAUCCAAACACAUACUUCUUCGUAAGCCUACUACCAUAACAGUCUCGAUCCAACUCCAAUGAGAUAUUGUUUGUUUGUUUUGGCCUAUUAGGCCUCACAAUUUUGACCCACCCCAAACAAAUGCCUCACAAGGUCGAGACUUGAGACCUAACCACAAAACCUCUUAGUAUACAUCCGAUGUGGAAUCGUGACCUAGUUAUAGAGCAACUACUUUCAUUUCGCACAUGAAUGGGUUGGAGUGAUUGGGCUUCUUCUUCUUCCUCUUCUUCUUUCUUCUUUUUAAAUGUUUGGAUGAAAUUGUGAGAUUUUCAGUUUCUUUUCAUUUCCUUAC